Messenger RNA from Durio zibethinus, 1488 nucleotides. NCBI's taxonomy places the organism in Eukaryota, Viridiplantae, Streptophyta, Magnoliopsida, Malvales, Malvaceae. The record is from RefSeq and is a predicted model, not a curated record.
AUUGUCUAUGGCAUCAACUUCUUUCGCCAAGCAGACACUAUUGCCUGUCAAAGAACCAGUUUCUAACUAUAAUCCAUAUCCCCCACCUCUUGCAAGAUAUGAAGAUGUUGCAGGUAGUCCAAAACUUUUCUUGGCUACUUUGGAGAAGCUCCAUGCUACUAUGGGAACCAAGUUCAUGAUUCCCAUCAUAGGAGGAAAGGAGUUAGAUUUACACAGACUUUUUGUGGAGGUAACAUCUCGUGGUGGCAUUGAGAAGAUUAUACGAGAGCGGAGAUGGAAGGAAGUGACUGCUAUUUUCAACUUUCCCUCCACUGCUACAAAUGCAUCUUUUGUGCUGCGAAAGUAUUAUGUUUCUCUGCUUCAUCACUAUGAACAAAUCUACUUCUUUAAAGCUCAUGGGUGGAUCCCCGUUUCUUCUGAUCCUUUUCGAAACCCACCCAUUACGCAUAUUCCUACCCAAGGGGCGGUGCAGCCAGUCUUAGAAAUUCAUGCAGCUGCUGUCCAGCAACCAAGAGUAAAUCUCACCGAGUCUCCUGCAGUUGGUACGGCAGUAAGGCCAGCAUCAACAGCAGGCGCUCCCGUGAUUGGGGUCAUUGAUGGGAAAUUUGAGAGUGGCUAUCUUGUUACUGUCACCAUUGGCUCAGAGAAGUUAAAAGGUGUCCUUUAUCUAGCUCCACAGGAUGCAGCACCCCAAGAGCCAUUCCAAUAUAAUUUAUUUGCCAACAAGAGUGAUAACGCUCCUUCUUCAUUGGUUGUGCAACGGCGGAGGCGCAGGAAGAAAUCUGAGAUAAAAAGGAGGGAUCCUGCUCAUCCGAAACCAAACAGGAGUGGAUAUAAUUUCUUUUUUGCUGAGCAACAUGCAAGACUUAAACCACUUCACCCUGGAAAGGACAGAGAAAUCAGUAGAAUGAUUGGUGAAUUAUGGAACAAGUUAACCGAAUUAGAAAAAGCAGUUUAUCAGGAGAAAGCUCUUAAAGAUAAAGAAAGAUAUAGAAUUGAGAUGGAGGAUUACAGGGAAAGAUUAAGGACCGGCCAAGUUAUAAGUGAUGCACUACCCCUACAGCAACGAUUUCCAAAACCGGAUGUAGAAAUGGCAGAAGCACAUAUGAAGGUUGAAGAAAUUGAAGGUGGUGAUUCUCCUCAAACUCCAGAAAAUGAUAGCAGCUCUGAUGGAAGUGAUUUUGAAGAUGAUAAAACUGCAUAUAAGGAUUUAGACAUGGAAGAAUCUCCCAUUGGCGGAGUAGGUGGUGAAUCUAUGAAUAUAAAUGUAGAGAUUCCAGCUGAGCCAGAGAUUGAGCUGUCUAAGCUUGAAGAGAAUGUUGAAAAUAACGAGGUUGGAAAGUUCAAUAUCGAGGGUGAAGAGAACUUGGGGAAUACUUGGUCAGAGACAAACAAAGAACCAAUACCAAAUGAAGAGCACUAAAAUUUGCUAGGGAUGAAGUUAGGUUGGGUAUCCUUGUGCUCGUUCUGGCUUGCCUGAGGAUAGAU